GCGACGGCGACGACGCCUGCGCACUCGCCCACCGCCUCUGUGCGCCGAGCGGAAUACGUGCGACCCGGCGCUCGCCUUCGUCGUCCUUAGGUCUGUGUGCUCUGUUGGCCAAUCUUGGAACUGAGUGCUCGUCUUCUUUUUUUACAAUCCCCGCUCAUUAUCCUUAGGUCUGUGUGCUCCGUGGGAAAGAGUUGGGACUGAGUGCUCGUCUUCCCGUGUGUGUCUCACGCUAAUCUUUCUUCAGACUGUGUAAGACUCCAGAAUCAGUGCUUCGGACCUUCAUCCACAAUCCUAGAGAGUGAGUGCUUGUCUUCAUGCGUAUGUUCCAAGAUUGACGUUUUUGGGCCGUUCUCCCGGUUUGAGUUUUCAGUAAAAUCUGAUGACCAAGGGCUUGUCGUCGGAUUUUGUGUUCUUCGCUCGACGUUCUUCGUACCCUGUGUUCCGUUAAUAAAAAGGGAAUGAGUGUUCGUCUUCCGAGCUGUAAUACUCCUUCAUCGUGCAGUGAUUCCCGGCAGUGAAAUUUGGGACUGGCAACUGGCCCGGGUGCUCGUCAUUGCGCCAGUGAACGGAGUGCUUGUCAGUACAUUUGGGACCGAGUGCUCGUUCUUGCGACAGCGUUGGGAGUGGGCGAAGUCCUCUUGACGAGGUACUCGUACGGGUUCCUAGUGGUUGAAUUUUCUCGUUAGGUGUCCUUCGUUUUUUCCGCUUUUGUACUCGUACCAAAAGGCUGAUGUAUUGAUACUGCGGUAGACAAUUCUAGCUGAUUUUUAUUUCAAUGAGAGAGAGAGACGGACGGAUUCCGCAAAUUGACUGUUUGUUGUUCAUUGUAUGGCAGUUCUUAUCGCUUGUAUUUUUUUAUGGUUACGUAAUACAGUCCUAUCUGUAAACGUGGCAAGUUAUUUAAUAUUUUGUACUUUUCAAAAAAAAAAAAAAAAUACAUCGUCCUUGUCGAAACUGUGCGUUCACUUUUUCUUCAAACUAUUAGUGAAGGUAAACUUUUCAUAUACAAAGUUAAAUAAUUCUGGUGGACUUUGGAGUGGUCGUAGUGAAAAUCGUAUCUAUCCGAUAAAUGUGAGGAGGAAGUGAAAUUAAAGCUGACUUCUGAAACUCAUCUGUGACAGUUACCUAUAUUUUGUGAACAUAUGUGGCAACAUUAAUAAGUGAAUUGUGCCAAAUCAUCUGCUUAUAAUUUAAGUUACAGAAGAAAAAACAAUUAAUUAACAUUAUUUACGAACAGUGCACUUUUGUGAAAAAAUUAUUCUUCAAAAAACUUUAAUUUCGAAAUCCGAGUGAGUCAUCAUGUUGUCUCCGUGGUUCCGCUUGCUCCCACUGGUUGUGCUGCUGGCAGCGCUUGUGGGGUACUCGGAGGAAUUUGUGCUGGUCUCUUCACGUUCCGGGUCGGGGUCGGAGGAGGCGUCGGCGACGGCGUCGGCGUCGGAGCGGCGCGAGGCGGAGCGGGCGCUGCGGGCGGAGCUGGAGGCGGCGCCGCUGGGCGUGUUCGCGGCGCCGGGCGCCGGCCAGCGCUUCGCCCUCGAGGCGACGGUGCUGCUGAACGAGGCCGGCGCGCGGCCGGGCGCCGACGUGGGCUUCCAGCUCACCGCCCGCGUCGACGCCGGCACCGCGUGGGUGGACCCGCUGCAGCAGGGCGUGUCGGAGGCGCAGCUGCACAUCAAGUCGCGCAAGGCGCCGUCGCCCGAGGGCUUCGUGGCGCACUCGUCGCGCCUGGACGCGCUGCCGUCGGCGCCGCUGCUGGCGCUGUGGGAGCGCGGCGCCGUGGCCUACGUGUGGGCGGCCAAGGGCGAGGACACCGCACUCUUCAAGGUGAAGAAGUGGUCCGCCAAGGAGAAGGACGCUUCGGGGCGCUGUGACGUGACCUACUCGCUGCUGGACGAGCAGACGGUGUACAAGGUGAAGGACAACUGCAUCAACGGGAAGCAGGUGCCCUACCUCGCGCAUCCAGACCCGGUGCUGGGUGCGGAAGUGACGUCCCACCGCUCGGCGACGUUCACGCUCUCGAGCGACCUGGCGCUGCUGGAGUCGGUGGUGACGUCGGAGCAGCACCAGAUGGCGGUGGUAGCGCGCCCGGAGGCGGCCAGCUCUGUGCUCGCCACCCAGCAGCUCGUGCGACAAGGCCCGGUCAAGAUACAGACUGUGGUGGCUCCAAACCUGAAUGACGUCAUCAAAGAAAUGGAGAAGCGGGAAGGCAAGGAUUACGUCAAGCACAUCACAGUUCUUGAGCGAGAACCUUCGUGUGUCGAUGACUGUCCGAGUUUCAGCCAGCUGGUGAAGGAGCAGCGCGCGGCGCUGGAGGCCUCCGCCGUGGGGUCCCUGCGCUCCGCCAAGGCCUUCACGCGCCUCCUGCACGCCGCGCGCGCCGCCAAGCGGGAGGACCUCGUCAAGGCGCUCAAGAGCUCCAAGAACAGGGACAUCCUGCCGCAGCUGUGCGAUGUGCUGGGCUCCGCGCAGACGGCGGCUGCGCACGAGGCCGCCAUGAAGGUGCUGCGCCUGGACGCCGACGACGACCUGGACGCCGCCGAGCGCUACCUGUGGGCGCUCUCCUUCGGCGUGCACCCGCUGCCGCACGUGAUCGGGGAGGCGGAGGCGUCGCUGAUGGCGGCGCUGGGGCGCUGCGCGGACGACGCGUGCCGGCUGCGGGUGCUGCGCGCGCUGCGCAACCUGGCGUCGCCCGCGGCGCUGCGCGAGCUGCUGGCGCUGGCCGAGGGCGGGUCGGGGCGCGUGGCGGCGGCGGCGCUGCGCGCGGCGCGGGCGCUGCCUCGCGAGGACGGCUGGGCCAGCGACGAGGCGCAGCGCGCGGCCUGGAGGGUGUUCGCGCAGCGGCGCCGCCGCCACGACUCCAGCGCCAGGACGCUCGCGCUCGACCUGCUGCUGGAGGCGCACCCGCCGCCCGACAGGCUGGCCGAGCUCAUGGCCACCGCCGGGCCCGCUUACAACGACUCCGCCUUCGAGGUGAAGCGCUACCUGUGGCAGCGGCUGCGCCAGCUGGGCGAGGAGGCGCCGGCGCUGGCGGCGGCGGCGCAGGCGGCGCUGCAGCGGCCCGAGGCGCGGGGCGUGCGGGGCAACUGGGACGCGCACGCGCUGCGCGGCGUCUCCACCGCCCUGACGCGCCGCUUCGCACGCGGACCCGGCGCCAACGCGUCGCUCAGCACCGUCCAGGAGACCAGCGGCGGCCUGCUCAAGCGCGGCGCCGUCGACGUGCGCCUCGAGCGACACGGCGCCACCAACACGCUCUUCUCGCUGGGCAUCUUCGCGGGCGGGCUGGGCUCGUUCGUGUCGUCGGGCGCGGGCGAGGAGGAGGGCGCGGGCGACGAGGAGCCGGCCACCGCCGGGUUGGAGCUGACGGUGCUGGGCGUGGGCGUGCGGCCCUUCGUCUUCUUCGCGGGGCAGGGCGAGCUCAUGGGCCACGUGUGGUCGGGCACGGGCUCCGAGCGGACGCCCGCCUUCCAGGUCCUGACACUACUGCAAGACCACCAGCAGAGCAUUCCACUGCAGUGUGGAUUUGUGGCAGAGCUUACUCUGACAGGAGCUGCGUCAUUUGACCUGGCAGGACAAAUCCAGCUGAGUCUUUGGAACCGAAAUGCGCAGUCACUUGUUGAGAAAAAUGUUGCACUGCUGUUACAGGGAUUGCUGCGUGUAGACAGUAGUUUUGUACGCAGCCAGGUGGAAUUCAAUGUUGCAACAGAACCUCGUCUGGAGCUGUCUUCAGAUGUAGACUUUUAUGACAAAGUUGCCCUCUGUAUGCAGUUGCGGCAACCAGAUGCUGAGCUCAGGCAUAAUGUGCAUAAAGUUGAGCGGAUUCCUGGCAGCAAACACCGACUGAGAAAAUCCAAAUACCAGACUGUUCACAUACCAGGCAAAACAUAUGCGCUUAACCGACAAAACAAUGAGAUGUGUAGCACCAUAUUUGCUAAUAAAUAAAGUUUUUCUGUUUAUUGAAA
This is a messenger RNA of Gryllus bimaculatus (two-spotted cricket), 3956 nucleotides long. The record is from the annotation of a GenBank genome assembly. Lineage: Eukaryota; Metazoa; Arthropoda; Insecta; Orthoptera; Gryllidae.